This is a messenger RNA of Ixodes scapularis (black-legged tick), 848 nucleotides long. RefSeq names its product proteasome subunit beta type-4 (gene Prosbeta7). The transcript has 8 exons. The coding region runs from base 18 to 797 and encodes 259 amino acids. NCBI's taxonomy places the organism in Eukaryota, Metazoa, Arthropoda, Arachnida, Ixodida, Ixodidae. The record is from RefSeq and is a predicted model, not a curated record. Gene Ontology annotation, cellular component: proteasome core complex.
AUUCUCCGUACUCGAAAAUGCUAGUUUCAAAGAUGGCGUUCGACAUGUCGGUUCUGCCGGGAGCGAACUCCUUUGGGUUUCAUCCAAACCAUGCUGCAAAUUCGAGCAUGAGUGACUUUGGAGCUCGACAGCGAACACUGCAUCCGAUGGUGACGACAACGUCGGUGCUGGGCGUCAAGUUCGACGGAGGCGUGAUGCUGGCGGCCGACCUUGCAGGCUAUUAUGGAUCUUUGGCCAAGCUCAGGAACUGCCCCCGCCUGCUCAAGGUCAACGACCAGAUCAUUGUUGGUGCGGGUGGGGACUAUGCCGACUACCAAUUUCUCAAGGGGGUCAUGGACCAGAAAGUGAUCAGUGAGGAGUGCUUGAAUGACGGUUUCAAGCUUAAGCCGAAGUCCCUGUACUCCUGGCUUACUCGUGUCAUGUACAACAGGCGGUCCAAGUUUGAUCCCUUGUGGAACACCUACCUCGUUGGUGGACUUCAAGAUGGGGUUCCCUUUUUGGGUCAGGUGGACAUGCUUGGCACUGCUUUCCAGUCCGACACCUUGGCCACUGGCUACGGUGCCUACAUUGCACAGCCGCUGCUGCGCGACGCCUAUGAGAAGAAAGGAGGCCACCUAAGUCAGGAGGAGGCCAAGGACGCCCUCGUCAAGUCCCUCACGGUCCUCUACUACAGGGAUGGAAGGUCUUUCGACAAGUACCAACUGGCAGUGGUGACUGCAGAAGGUGUAAAGAUUGAAGGGCCUUUCCAACUGGAUUCCAACUGGGAGCUGGCACAUCUCGUCAAGGGAUACGAGUGAAGAGGAAUGCUUACUCUGCCCAUUGUCUCAAAUAAACACUUUUUACUUCGA